Cyclocybe aegerita is the source of this 1611-nucleotide messenger RNA. NCBI's taxonomy places the organism in Eukaryota, Fungi, Basidiomycota, Agaricomycetes, Agaricales, Hemipholiotaceae. The record is from the annotation of a GenBank genome assembly.
AUGCAUACAUUUAUCGGUGCUCUGGUCUCUGCCUUUUCUCUCCUUCCUCUUGCACUCGCUGCCCUUGGGCCGGAGGCAACGCUUAACAUCGUCAACAAAGCUAUCAGUCCAGAUGGCUUUAAGAGAUCUGCUGUUCUUGUUCAAGGAUCCCACCCUGCUCCGCUAAUUAAGGCCACCAAGGGCGAUCAAUUCCGCCUCAAUGUUGUCAACAAACUCAAUGACGAUACGAUGCUCAGAAGUACCAGCAUCCAUUGGCAUGGACUAUUCCAACGCGGAACAACCUGGGCUGAUGGCCCCGUUGGCGUCAACCAGUGCCCUAUUGCGCCGGAUCGCUCGUUCCUGUACACGUUCUCCGCUGGUGAUCAGACCGGUACCUUUUGGUAUCACUCCCACUUCGGGACGCAGUACUGCGAUGGUCUCCGAGGUCCGUUGGUGGUAUAUGACCCCCGCGAUCCUCACAGAAAUCGGUAUGACGUUGACGACGAGUCCACGAUCAUCACCCUCAGUGACUGGUACCAUCUUCCGUCACCUUCAGUCCCAGUCCCAGCCAUGUCCGAUUCUACCCUGAUCAACGGGAAAGGGCGAUACGUUAACGGACCCAAAGUAGACCUUGCCGUGGUAAACGUUCGGCGCGGACGCCGUUACAGGUUCCGACUGGUAUCUCUGUCUUGCGACCCGAACUACAUGUUCUCAAUCGACGGUCAUAAGUUAACCAUAAUCGAGGCGGAUGCUCAAAGUACACAGCCCCUCACAGUUGACAAGAUCCAGAUCUUUGCUGGUCAACGCUAUUCAUUCAUACUUGAAGCGAACCAGAAAGUCGACAAUUACUGGAUUCGCGCCCUUCCCAACAUCGGUGCUCCCGGGCUCACCUCUGGUUUCGCCGGUGGUAUCAAUUCAGCUAUUUUGAGAUACAACGGCGCUCUGAAGGCUGAUCCGACUUCGGCGCAACCAGCUAACCCCAAGCUCCUCGAGGAGGCCAACCUACACCCGCUCACGAAUCCCCGCGCUCCUGGAAAGCCUUUCCCAGGCGGCGCGGACGAGAAGUACAACUUCGUGCUUGGGUUCAAUAAUGGGGAUUUCACGAUGAACGGGGUGUCAUUCAGUGACCCUCCCGUUCCUGUCCUCCUCCAGGUCUUGAGUGGCGUGCAAAACGCUCAGGACUUGCUUCCAAGUGGUUCUGUUUAUCCGUUAAGGCCGAAUAAGGUGGUCGAGAUUAGCAUCCCAGGUGGCUUACUUGGUGGACCGCACCCUUUCCACCUGCACGGCCAUGCAUUCAGCGUCGUCAGGAGCGCUGGCGCUAACGCCACAUACAAUUAUGAUAAUCCCGUCCGUCGUGACGUUGUGAGUAUGGGCGACCAGGGCAGUAAUGUCACCAUUCGUUUCGUCACCGACAACCCGGGGCCAUGGUUCCUCCAUUGCCACAUCGAGUUCCAUUUGGCCGCGGGUCUCGCCGUCGUCUUUGCCGAAGACGCUGAGGCCAUCGAGUUCAAGAAUCCCACACCAGCGGCUUGGGAUCAACUGUGCCCCAUCUACGAACGCCUGCCAGCGUCUGCAACUUCCAUUCGCAUCGUCCCUACUUCAACUCCGAAUGCGACACUUCCGGCUCCCUAG